This is a messenger RNA of Epinephelus fuscoguttatus (brown-marbled grouper), 1471 nucleotides long. It is a transcript of the gene barx1, whose product is annotated as BARX homeobox 1. Gene Ontology annotation, molecular function: DNA binding; DNA-binding transcription factor activity, RNA polymerase II-specific. The record is from RefSeq and is a predicted model, not a curated record. The transcript is spliced from 4 exons. Gene Ontology annotation, biological process: regulation of DNA-templated transcription. The coding region runs from base 345 to 1103 and encodes 252 amino acids. NCBI's taxonomy places the organism in Eukaryota, Metazoa, Chordata, Actinopteri, Perciformes, Serranidae.
CAGCAGCUGACGAAUAGAUCCGACCUCCGCGGCGCGCACACACAGCGAGUGUGGGCAUGAACACGGGCCGGGCUCGGGAAUUUUUGGUCAAAGGUUUGCUCUCGGUUCCACAUUUCUUCUCUACUAACAAUCAACUCUGAGCAGAAGUUACGCGUAAAACUCUCACAGGACGCACAGACAGAGAGGCAGAGAAGUCGGCUACCUGAACUUGACCUGAGGAUAACUUUGAUCCACAGUGUUGCUCUCCGGACUACACCUCAGAGGGAAUAUGACAGCUGGCCACUGAAGGAGUGAUAAUCGGUGUACGCGCUUGGUGUCUCUUGAGGUGACCGCACGGCCACAUUAUGCAGCAUCCUUUGGACAUGGGGGCGCAUUACUAUCCUCCGGAAGUUCACCCUGACCACAGAACCCAUCGCUACAGGAGUUUCAUGAUAGAGGAGAUCCUGACUGAUCAUCCGGAGCACAAAGCGUCGGCUCCGGCCGGGGAGCUCCUUAAAUUCGGUGUACAGGCUCUCCUGUCCGCCCGGCCUUUCCAUAACCAACUGGUCCUCAAAGCCGACCAGACCAGCCUCCUCAAGUUCCCCAUGUCCCCGCUGUCCUGCUCGCUCGGCUCCCCGCUCGGCUCCCCGCUCGGCUCCCCUCUGCUGUCCGCCGCUUCGGGCCUGCAGCUCGGCGCUGCGUCUCACCACCUGCCGCUGGACCUGCACCUCCGCGGGAAGCUGGAGCACGGAGGCGACGGAGGCAGCAAGACCAAGAAGGGCCGCCGGAGCCGCACUGUGUUCACCGAGCUGCAGCUCAUGGGGCUGGAGAAGCGCUUCGAGAAGCAGAAGUAUCUGUCUACGCCUGAUAGAAUAGACCUGGCGGAGUCGUUGGGCCUCAGUCAGCUGCAAGUGAAAACAUGGUACCAGAACAGAAGGAUGAAAUGGAAGAAAAUUGUGUUGCAGGGAGGAGGCCUGGAGUCACCCACGAAACCAAAAGGCCGCCCAAAGAAGAACUCCAUCCCCAGCAGCGAGCAGCUGUCUGAACAAGAACGAUCCACCGCCGACACUGACCGCCAGUCCGAAGGCUCGAGCUCCCACUUAGAGAGCACUCAGGAGGAAUGACCCGGCAGAUAUCUGACUCUAUACACAGAGCCUCUGGGACGCUCAGGAUGGUGCCAGACUGUAAAACGGAGCGGAGAGGAUGUUCUGACGCUCCUCGAAGCCGGACCGUCUUUGUGCAGACUCCAAAGACUUGCAGGCCCCGCAGGAGCCUGAACUGUAGAAGCCGACAUCCUCCAACAGCCAUGUGUUUUUUUGUCGUAGCCCUACCAUGCAUUCCCUCAUGAUGAACUUGCUGCUGUUGAAGAGGGAGCUCAAACCUUUGCAGUAGGUCUAAACUUUAUAUUCUAUGGAUCCACUCUCACUCAUCUGUUGUUGCAUUCCCUUUGUGUAACUAUGCUAUGUUUAAUUAUUAAAUAUAUUUUCACUAA